This is a messenger RNA of Fusarium venenatum, 1455 nucleotides long. NCBI's taxonomy places the organism in Eukaryota, Fungi, Ascomycota, Sordariomycetes, Hypocreales, Nectriaceae. The record is from RefSeq and is a predicted model, not a curated record.
AUGAGAUUUCCAACAGCUUGCUCGAGAUGCAGAAACAGACGCAAAAAGUGUUUCCAAACAAACCCCGGGGGUCCAUGUGAUGCCUGCGCUAAGAAACGGCAUCACCAGUGCUCACUCGUCGAGGCUUCUCUACCGCUACAACGUAUCUCUUCUCUAGUCGAACGCAAUGAUCUGCACCCACAAUCUUAUCUCUCACAUGACCUGAUUGAAGACCUUGUGGAGAAUUAUAUUCACUACAUACUUGACAGACCUCAUACUCUGUUCCAUCUACCCACCUUGCGAGCUGCAGUGAGAGGUGGUCAGUUGGGAGAUGGCUUGCUCUUCGCUAUACUUGCAUUUGGCUGUCGAUUCCAUAAUAAGCCUGAAACAGCCUCCCUUGGGCCUACUUUCAUGCAAAAGUCAAAACAGAUAUUGAAGCAAGAUAUGGAAAACAUUUGUCUUGAGAACAUCCAAACCUGCGUCCUGCUUGCAAAUUUGUCAUCUUCGUCAAAGAAUCCAGAAUCAGAAGCGCUAUUCGUUACCCUUGGCAUUCGUAUGGCUGAGAUCCUUGGUCUAGACCGUCCGAAUCCGGCUGACUCAGAGGUUCUACGCGAGACAAAAUGUAGGGUGUGGUGGACUUUGUUUAUGGCAGACCGCUGGAGUUCUAUAGGCCGUAAUCUCCGUCGCGCCAUGCCUGACCUUGAUCAGGAGACUCCCCUGCCGAUGGAUGAAGAUGUUUUUCAUCAUAUGGAUGUUGACCAAGGUAGUGAGAGACGUCCCCCGCGUCCGCGUACACUGGGACUCUGGGCGUACAACAUCAUGCUUGCAAGGCAGUUGGGGCCUAUCCAAACUCUGAACAAACAGUGGGGUCAAGAGGGCAUCUCUGAAGAUUAUGUCAUGCAACGCGUCGCGGAUCUAGCACAAGGCUUACGGCUUUGGGAAGCGAGACUCCCUGACGGAAAGAAAGCGACAGAGGAGAACCUUCGAGCACAUAGUGCCAAAGGCCUUGGAGGACCAUUCCUCGCCAUACAUACAGGCUACCACCAGCAUUUCGUACUUUUGCUUUUUAGAUUCUUAGAUCUCAAUCGGACCCAGACACCGGAGACUAUCGAGUACGCCGAGCUUUGCAAGCAUCACGCAAGUUCGAUAAGUCAUCUCGUCAAGCUCUCUCGCCAAGUUCCCAAUUGUGAAUUGGUUUUUGGAGGAGUGGGUUACAUGACAGCUGCCUCUUCUGCAGUCCUACUGCAUACGCUUGUGUUUGGUCAGCAAGAUGACACGGCUGGUAUCCGAGCCCAGUUAGAGUCUAACUAUGAAGCCAUCCAUGAGCUUCAAAAAUACUGGCCUUCGAUUGAGAACUCAACUUGCACAAGACCUGGCGCAAUGCAAACUUACAAGUUCGAUAAGUGGAUGGUGAGAUUCUUGGUAGAACACCAUCUGCCGCUAGAUGAGCCCGAAGGUAGCUUCCCUCAGGUAUAA